Molecule: messenger RNA, 1962 nt
Organism: Porites evermanni
Lineage: Eukaryota; Metazoa; Cnidaria; Anthozoa; Scleractinia; Poritidae
Source: the annotation of a GenBank genome assembly
AUGGCUACAGUGUCGAGACUGCUGAUUGUUGUGUUAAUUUUCCUGUGUGCUCUCAAGUACUCCGAGUCAAGAUCUUUUGUUAUAGAUUUCGAGAACAACUGCUUUCUCAAAGAUGGCAAACCUUUUCGUUACAUCGCUGGAUGCUUUCACUAUUUCAGAGUUCCUCGCGUGUACUGGAAAGACAGGCUCAUGAAAAUGAAAGCAGGCGGUUUAAACUCAGUCCAAACUUACGUCGCUUGGAAUAUUCACGAACCAGUUCAUGGCCAGCACAACUUCGAAGGCGAUGCAGAUCUUCAGGGCUUUAUUGAACUCGCUAACAGCGUUGGACUUCUAGUGAUUCUCAGAGCCGGACCUUAUAUUUGCGCCGAGUGGGAAAAUGGUGGGUAUCCUUCAUGGUUAUUGAUGAAGAACUCAUCGAUUUCCUUAAGAACCUUGGAGAACAAGCAAUAUCUAUCGUAUGCAGAGUCCUGGCUGAGCGUGCUAUUGCCCAUGCUGAGGCCAUUGCUGUACUCCAAUGGGGGACCAAUCAUAGCGGUCCAAGUUGAAAAUGAGUAUGGGUAUUUCGGGGGAUGUGAGCUGAACUAUUUGAAGUUUCUUGAAGAGUUGUUUCGUAAAUACCUUGGUAGUAAUGUUAUUCUUCUUUCAAACAAUGGCGCCAGAGAGUCUUCAUUAAAGUGUGGUACUAUCCCUUCUCUGUAUCCCGCUCUGGACUUUGGCGUUGGAACUAAUUUAGAUAAGGCGUUUGCCCUAAAGCGGAAGUUUGCCCCCAGGGGACCCUUGGUAGUCACUGAGUAUUACCCAGGGUUUUUGGAUCGGUGGAGUGUACCUCACCAAACCAGAUCUACACAGAGUGUUGAUCAGACCUUUGACAAAAUGCUGGCAAUGAAUGUGUCUGUAGCAUUUUACAUGUACAUGGGAGGUACUAACUUUGGUUACAUGAACGGUGCACGAUACCUGCGGACAAAACAAACAUUACUGCCGAGCAUUACGAGUUAUGAUUAUGAUGCACCUUUGACAGAAGCUGGUGAUACAACUACAAAAUUUCAUGUCCUAAGAGAGACAAUUGCCAAGUACGAGAAAAUACCCGAUAUUCCCAUCCCACCAAACACUACAAAGUUUGCAUACGGUAAAGUUCAAAUGACACAGCUGUCAACCUUCCUUGAUGCUGCACCAAUUCUUUCUGCUCCCAAUGGCCCUGUGAAUUCAACCUUUCCUUUAACCAUGGAACAAAUUGGACAAAGCUAUGGAUUCAUUCUUUACCAAACACAAAUUCCGGCAGAGUUUGCUCAGUCAACUGUUGUCUUGAACAUCACUAGCUUAGCACGUGACCGAGCCAUUGUGUAUGUGGGAAAAAUUCGCCAAGUUACAAUGUUCCGUGACCUUAAAGAUCAGACUGCAUCUCUUGUCAUUGGGAAGGAGUUGCAGCUUGAUAUUUUGGUGGAAAAUCUAGGAAGGGUUAGUGACGGUUAUCAAGAGCCUAAAGGGAUCGUUGGCAACAUUACAAUAAAUGGUGCUGUUCUUGUCAAUUGGAAGAUAUAUCCUAUAAACUUAGACAAUCUCGUUUCAGCUACAGAUGGCUAUCUUAACACUUUAAAUCAACACCAAAAGGGGUUAUUUGCACCUACCUUUUUUCAUGGGGAAUUUUAUGUUAAUUCCUCAUAUGACACAUUUCUUCACCUGCCUGGAUGGACUAAAGGGCAAGCGUUUGCAAAUGGUUUUAAUUUGGGUCGCUACUGGCCUGUGAUUGGUCCACAAAUCACACUGUUUGUACCAGCAAAUGCGAUAUCCCUCAAGAAGAAAACUGCCAGUGUUGUGUUAUUGGAGUUGGAUGGUGCUCCUUGUGAAUCUCCUGAAACUUGUUUUGUUGAGUUUGUGACAACUCCUAUUCUAAAUGGGACUGUACAUCCUAUAGUAGAUGGUGAAUUCAAUGUGAAGACUAUAAAAACUGAGAAAUUUCAUUGA